GAAGAAGCAGCGUCUGUACUCUACAUCUGACCAGCAUCCAUAAAGGAGUCAUUCAAGGAGAAGCAUCAAAGAUCUGAUAAUGGAUCACAGCACACAGCCAAGCCUGAAGACAACAUAAAUGCACAAACAAAUAGGGGAAUAAAGAUGGACGCACAAUAUGGCUGUGUACUCUUCAGCAGCAUCAUCACUCCUCACAAACACCGCGCGCACCUUUCUCCAUCCGAUCAUCCCUUUUUAACAUCUCCCUCCUCGUCAAACUCUUUAACCCCUGCUUCUACCCAAUGAGCGUCGGGAGCUGUCAGCGGCGAGCCCUCCCUCGUCUCUUUCUCUCUCCCUCUCUCUCCCUCAGCUCGGACUCUGUCCACCGUGUACUAAUAAAGGAGAGGUCCGGCGCGAGCAUCCAACCCAGCAAAGAGUCCCACAGCAGACAGAACAGCAAUCGCUCGACCUGUACAAACUUUUGGCUCCAGCUCUGACUUGGACCCUAUUUGUGCCACUGAGAAAGUAAAAAAAAAAGAAGAAAGAAAGAAAGAAAGAAAAAGAAAAGGAUACGUUUCCAGGGAUCAGAGAGUAGAGGCAAAGCUGCCUACACUUGUUGCUCGCCCCAUCAGCUAGGAUUUUUCUUUUUGACCUUAUCCUCUGGGGGGAAAGUGAAGAGCCAUGCUGGGUUUAAACAGGAUUCUCAGCCACCGGUCACCUCGGAUUCAGAGCUGUGUUUCGACGGGAUCAAAACUCUCAUCUCGGCCUUCUUCAAGUCAGAACCCCGGUGCCAGUUCGAGGAUUUACUGUGCCUGUCUGUUGCUGCUGCUGCUCGUGACGCCUCGGGUGGACUCUUCAUGGUGGUAUAUUGGUGCACUAGGGGCCCGUGUAAUCUGUGACAACAUCCCCAGCCUGGUGAGCAAACAACGGCAACUCUGCCUGCGUCAUCCUGACAUCAUGCAGGCCAUUGGCGAGGGCACCAAGGAGUGGAUCAGAGAGUGCCAGCACCAGUUCAGACACCAUCGAUGGAACUGCAGCACACUGGACCGCGAUCACACCGUCUUUGGACGUGUCUUGCUCCGGAGCAGUCGAGAAGCAGCUUUCGUCUAUGCCAUCUCUUCUGCAGGAGUUGUGUACGCUCUAACUCGCGCCUGCAGUCAGGGGGAGCUGAAGACGUGCAACUGUGACCCUCAAAAACGUGGACGAUCUGGAGAUGACAGAGGCGAGUUUGACUGGGGCGGCUGCAGUGAUAACAUCAACUACGGGAUAAAGUUUGCUAAAGCCUUCAUAGAUGCCAAAGAGAAAACACUCCGAGAUGCUCGAGCACUCAUGAACCUACACAACAACCGCUGUGGGAGAACGGCAGUGAAACGCUUCAUGAAGCUGGAGUGUAAAUGUCACGGUGUGAGCGGCUCUUGCGCGCUACGGACAUGCUGGAUGGCCAUGUCAGACUUCAGGAAGACUGGUGACUACCUGAGAAAGAAAUACAAUGGGGCCGUCGAAGUGACAAUGAAUCAGGAUGGGACAGGUUUUACCGUAGCCAACAAAGCUUUCAGGAAGGCCACCAAAAAUGACCUGGUCUACUUUGAGAACUCUCCGGAUUACUGCCUGCAAGACAAAACAGCUGGUUCCCUGGGUACAGCUGGUAGAGUCUGCAACAAAACAUCCCGUGGCACCGACGGCUGCGAGGUCAUGUGUUGUGGGCGUGGCUACGACACCACUAGAGUCAAGCAAAUCACCAAGUGCGAGUGCAAGUUCAAAUGGUGCUGUGCAGUGGAGUGUAAGGACUGUGAAGAAGCUGUGGACAUACACACAUGCAAGGCUCCCAAACGAGCAGAGUGGUUGGACCAGACCUGAGGGCACACCCUCAUCUGCCCCCUGUAAUGCAGCCCCGCCCCUUUCCCCUUUUGCAGGACAACCUGUGGAACAUGGCAUUCUGGGAAACUCUGUCCAAAAAGUGCUCUGCGUCUCCGCCCUCCCCUUCCCCAACCUUGUCUCAACAUUGCAUGGCUUUUCUACAUGUUUGAAAGCACCAGGAUCCAGUACCCAUCAAUAUUACUUCAUACCCAUUAGCCCCUGUUGUUGAACGGCCCUGUGACUGAACCCCUGGUAUCAGAUGAACAGUGAUACCACCUUGGCUUUUAUCACAUAUUCAGUCCAGAUGGCCAGUUUCCUUGUGUGUGGUUCUGGGUUUUAAAUGGUUUGCUGCUUUCAUGAUGCUUUAAAAACAAAGUUUUACAUUAACUGAGCCUUCAAACAUAUCCAGUAUUAUCACAACAACAUCAUAUACUCACAUAAUUUAGCUUAAAUUUUGAGGGGAAAUACACUUUUAUAUACCAAAACAAACUAAAAAAAAAAAAAAAAAAUUAAACUAAAUAUAUAAAAUAUAAAAACUUAUUCGGUUGGA
Molecule: messenger RNA, 2386 nt
Organism: Melanotaenia boesemani (Boeseman's rainbowfish)
Lineage: Eukaryota; Metazoa; Chordata; Actinopteri; Atheriniformes; Melanotaeniidae
Product: protein Wnt-2b
Exons: 8
Coding region: 661-1836 (391 amino acids)
Biological process (GO): neuron differentiation; cell fate commitment; canonical Wnt signaling pathway
Cellular component (GO): extracellular region
Molecular function (GO): cytokine activity; frizzled binding
Source: RefSeq, a predicted model, not a curated record